AUGGCAAAAAGGAAACACAAAUCCGGCGCUAACCUGUCGCAUGAAGAAAUCUGGGAUGAUACAGCGCUUGUACGCUCGUGGGAUGAGGCUGUAGAGGAAUAUAAUCUUUAUCAUAGCAUCCAUGCUCGUGGCGAGAAUGUGGAGGAAGUCUUGGAUCGAGCCGAAAGAGAAGGGGUUGAUGCUGUUGUGGCCGGUAUGGAGAAGCUGCAUGAGUCUAUGGACGUAGAAGAGGAUGGUGAUGCGGCUGCACCGGAGAAUGUUCAGGAAGGUACUACGAAAGCAGACGAGCCCCAAGUCCAGACUGGUCCAUCGAUUUCUGCCGGUGCAGUGCCUCCAGCUACCGGGGGAGCAUCAACUGCGCCUGACGCAUUACUAGGGCAAGUUCAAGAUCCAGCCUUGAAGAACCUGAUGAUGGCAUGGUACUAUGCAGGAUACUACACCGGGCUCUAUGAAGGUCGACAACAGGCAUCUCAAUCCGAUAAUGCCAGUGGUCAGAUAUGA
Molecule: messenger RNA, 501 nt
Organism: Talaromyces marneffei
Lineage: Eukaryota; Fungi; Ascomycota; Eurotiomycetes; Eurotiales; Trichocomaceae
Exons: 4
Coding region: 1-501 (166 amino acids)
Source: RefSeq, a predicted model, not a curated record